Molecule: messenger RNA, 1410 nt
Organism: Papaver somniferum (opium poppy)
Lineage: Eukaryota; Viridiplantae; Streptophyta; Magnoliopsida; Ranunculales; Papaveraceae
Exons: 3
Coding region: 306-1244 (312 amino acids)
Source: RefSeq, a predicted model, not a curated record
ACUUACCACUUCAGUCAUAAAGUUGGAGAGAAAACAACCAGAAGAUUUCUCUGGCACUUCACUUCUGAAAAAUUCCCCUUAAAUCUCUCUCCUUUCUGUUCUUCAUCACUGGAUUGAAGCUUUGAAUUAUUCAACACUAGAAUUCUUCAUAAACCCUUUUUUUCAGACGUUUUUCUGUGCUAUAAAUGUUUACGUUACACUCUGUUUACAGAAUUUCCUGAUUUUGUGAAUUCUGUGAUUGUUUUUGUGAAUUUCAAUCAAAACCCAUCUUUUUGGUGUGAAGAAAAUUGGGUUUGGAGGGGAAGAUGAUGCAUGCAAAAUCAGAUUCAGAUGUAACAAGUUUAGCACCAUCAUCACCAAUAUCAAGUCCAAAAAGUAGACCAGUAUAUUAUGUACAAAGCCCAUCAAGAGAUAGUCAUGAUGAUGGGGACAAAUCAUCUUCAAUGCAAGCAACACCAGUGUAUAACAGUCCCAUGGAAUCACCAUCACAUCCAUCUUAUGGUAGACAUUCAAGAGCAUCAUCAGCUAGUAGAUUCUCUGGUACUUUUAGAUCAUCUUCAGGAAGGAAAAUUAGGAAUAAGAGACAUAAUGAUAAAGGUUGGCCUGAGUGUAAUGUUAUUAGAGAAGAAGGUUCUUAUAAUGAAUUUGAUUAUGAUGAUGGGGUUUCAAGAAGGUGUCAGAUUUUUGGUGGGUUGGUUGCAUUUGUGUUUCUUUUUAGUGUGUUUUGUCUUAUCAUUUGGGGUGCCAGUAGACGUUUUGUGCCUGAGGUUGUGGUUAAGAGUUUAUCGGUCAAUAAUUUCUAUUUCGGAGAGGGAUCGGACAUCACAGGCGUUCCAACCAAGAUGCUGACAGUGAACUGUUCACUGAAGGUGCAUGUAUAUAACCCAGCAACAUUUUUCGGCAUUCACGUCAGUUCAAGUCCUGUCAAUCUCAUCUAUUCGCAGAUUCCAGUUGCAAAUGGCCAGUUGAAGAAAUACUUCCAACCAAGAAAAAGUCGCAGAACGGUAUCUCUGAUGAUAGAAGGAACUAAGGUUCCUCUAUAUGGAGCAGGAGCAAGCUUGGCAGUGUCAGAUAACAAAGGUGGAGUUCCACUCAUGAUAGAAUUCAGAAUUUAUACACGAGGUAAUGUUGUAGGUAAGCUUGUUAAGUCAAGACACAGGAAACACGUUAGUUGUCCUGUGAUAAUUGACUCUAGUAUCACUAAACCAAUCAAAUUCAAUGAAACCGCGUGCACAUACGAUUAAGAUUUCCAUUUCAUUAGGAUAAAAGUGGUAUGUUUCUCGCUAUGAAGAGUGUAUCUUUUAGGGGAAGAACUCAUGUUUACUGUUAAGUUUUUUCACAAUAAUGGGAUGACUACGUAAUGGUUUUAUCUGCUAUUACUUUAUGAUGAUGUUAAGAGUAUUUUUGUCA